UGCCUGGAUGACAACGAACUGGCUCAGCAAGAAGACUGGACCCUGAGACAAAUAUUCGAUCAUCGCGUAGAGCGACCGUGCUGUAAAGUCACGAAGGUGGCAAAGGAGUUGGAGCGGAUGAAAUUGACGAAUCAUCCUGGAGGUCCUGGUGACCUACGAUGGCGUACGAUUGACAGCGCUCCCGCGAUUCGUCAAUACUUGAAGACGCUUCAUAUGGAAAUAAGCAGCUCACCGCCGUGCCUUUCCUCGUUCAUAGCCGAUGAUGUAAAAUUAGCGUCAUAUGUAGCUCAACACGUCGGUAAUAUGCCGUUGGCUAAUCGACUGGAUAUUGAAGCCUACAGACUGGAGCAUAUAGCGGAAUUG
Molecule: messenger RNA, 363 nt
Organism: Ostertagia ostertagi
Lineage: Eukaryota; Metazoa; Nematoda; Chromadorea; Rhabditida; Trichostrongylidae
Source: the annotation of a GenBank genome assembly